ACAGCACCAGAUAUACAUGCUAAGCCCAUAAUUCCAAGCACUCAAGCGGAAAGAGAUUUAUUGAAAGCUAUGACAAAUUUAACAAAUAGAAUAUUAUCGAGCACCGAAACAUUUGAUCAACUCGAUAAGCUUAUGGAAGUACGUAAUGGUUGUAAUGGAGUUAAUGGAAUUUCAGAUGAUGCAUUAGCAGAAGAUGGUGGUGGUACAGAUGAUGCAGAUGCACAACUACAUAAGCAAAGAGUGGAAAAUUUUACUAGGGUGCAUCGUGGUAGCGAUGGUGUUAUUGCUGUUAUGUCGGACGAUCAGAUGGAUGGGAGUGCGGAGGAACCUGUUCCGAAACAAGAUUUGUUACCUGUUAAAAUUGUCGUAGGGUUUAAUACUAC
Molecule: messenger RNA, 383 nt
Organism: Racocetra fulgida
Lineage: Eukaryota; Fungi; Glomeromycota; Glomeromycetes; Diversisporales; Gigasporaceae
Source: the annotation of a GenBank genome assembly